Molecule: messenger RNA, 2928 nt
Organism: Adineta ricciae
Lineage: Eukaryota; Metazoa; Rotifera; Eurotatoria; Adinetida; Adinetidae
Source: the annotation of a GenBank genome assembly
AUGUCUUCUAUUUCAAGUAAAUGGGUACCGAAACAACGUGAUUAUGUUUCCGAACAUAAACAAUUCAAUAAACCAACAACCGUAACAACAAAUCAUCCACUCGGUGUAAUUGUUGCCAGCAAACAACAAACAGUUACAUCGACGACAUCAUCACCUAUUAUUGAUCCACUUUCAGCGAAAAUCAGUCAAGUGGAUAUCGACCCAUUGUCUCGCGCAUUAUCUGCGGCGAUUAGUACAAAUAAGAAAGAAUCAUCCGAUGGAAUAGCAGCAACAACACCUGAUACAUUCGAACCAUGGUCAAGUAAGAAAAGUUUGAUAUUAAAUCAAUAUUCCACAACCAAGAAAAUCAGUAUGACAACUGCAAUGAAUAAUACUAACGAUGAAGCGACUAUCGAUAAUUCUAAAGCUUCGGAUAUGACCACAACAUCGGAAAGAAUUAAGAAUCGUUUAGAGCAAUUAGAUGCAUUUGAAGGUGGACAACAAACUCAAAGUUUAACUCAACAGGAAUACAUCAAUCGAAUCAAUGAAAUGAGUCGAGAUAUGAGUCAAGCAUGGAAAAGUGAUCAACGCGUUAAAACAUUAAAAAUCGCCAUUCAAUGUUGUAAAUUAUUAGCUGAUAUGAAUGUCAUGGAAUUCUAUCCGAGUAAAUUCUGUUUGAUUACAGAUGUAUUGGACACGUUUGGUAAAAUGGUCUACACGCGUUUGUUAGAAAAAUGUGCACCACCAAAUGGAAAAAUUCCGGAUCGUAUUGUGAUUGAUCUUGUUCCCGAAACAACGCGCGAAACUGCUCGAAAUUGGUUUUACAAAAUCGCUAUUAUCCGUGAAUUACUACCACGUAUUCUUGUUGAAGCAGCGAUUCUUAAAUGCUACAACUUCUUAUCGGCAACACAUUAUCAAUCUACAUUGGUACAAUUAGUCAAAAUGUGCCGAGGUAUUGGUGAUCCAUUAGUUGCUGCCUAUGCUCGUUGUUAUAUUUGUCGAGUUUCUAUUGAUAUCGAUUUCAAACAUCGUGAACCGAUCGAAGUCGCUUUUACUGAUCUAUGUCAGUCAUUUCAUCAAAUUACUACGCCAACUGUUAAAAAUCUAUAUGCAUCGCAAAAACUAACAACUAGCAUAUAUUUAUCCUUAUAUUCACCAGCAUUAGAUUGGGUAGUUCAAUGUUUAUUACAUAAACUAGAUGACAAGAAAAUCGAACAAAUGAUAAAUAAAACUAAAGCAGGCUUAGACGUGCCAAGUGGUGGUAUCGUAUUGAAUGCACUUUUGAACACACUUCCGCCAAGUCAUGUUCGUGCGAAAGUACAAACGUAUAUUGGGAUGAUCAAUGACUGCGACGAACAAUAUUUUCCCAAGAGUAUAUUGUAUCGUUCAUUAGGUUUAUCUCUUCUCUUAUCACCGCCAGAAUCGACACCCUCGGAUAUACAGAUACUGAGCAGUGUUUGGAAAGUGGUGACGAAGUUCAAAGAUCCAUCGAGUUACAUGGCAUGUGCUGAAGUCUGGACGGAAUUAAUUUCCAAAGAAUAUACUAUCCGAGAAGUGAACACUAUGAUAGGUGAUAUUAUCAAGCAUUUAACACCCGAUCGUGCUUUCGAAGAAUAUUAUGGGAGAUUGCACGCAAUUAUGAUCAAACUGCUAACAAAUGUCGAAGAUUUUGCAGCUCUAUUCUCAAUGGAUAAAAUCUUGCCAUUUCUCGACUUGUUCCAACGAGAAAACGUUCGAGUAGAUAUAUUCAAAUCAAUCUUACAUGCAUUUGUCAGCAGAAACUCACAGGAAAAAACUAAUGAUCCAGUAUUAAUAGCUGCAAUGAUUCAUUGUGCUAAAUGUGUGCACGACACACUUGGAGCAUUGACAAAUGAUGAUGAACUACGAGAAGUUAGUGGACUCUUAUCUGCUAUCAUACGUAAGGUCGAUUAUGGCAAAGAUGUUGAGCAAGAGUUGAAAUUUUGUGUGGAAGCUCGUGGAUUAUUUGGUUAUAUCGAUUCAGUUACAAUUACACUCAUUCAAAAAGUCAACAAAUUAGCUAUAUCCACGUAUCAUAAUGUCAAUGGCGUUCACUCGGCUGCUACAUCAUCAUUCAUCCGGGCUUGUAUGGCUUUUUGUUAUAUUACAAUUCCAACGUUAGAACAUCCGUUACAUAAACUUCAAUUAUACACACUUUGUUCACAAACAGCAUAUUUGAACCAAAGUCCUUCACAGGGGGAUGGUUUUCUCAAAACCGCGAUUACCUUGCUAUCUGAAUUUCCAAAACAAAUUGAGAUCGAAGGAAAACCAAUAUCAAGUGAUCGAUAUCUCUAUGAAUCGAUUACUAACAUCAUGGGCACACUUGUUGUUGUACCAGAUAAUCCCGAUGGCAGUGUUCUAUAUCUCGCUAAUGGUUUGAGUAAUGUCAUUAGUCAAAUGAAAUGUUUCGACGAAGCAAGUGAAACGCGUGCGCUGCUUCUGAUGAAUAUGCUCUGUUUUCUUACUACACAAGUUCAAUCGACGUUACCAUAUCAUAUUCCAAAAGUCGAAUCAAAUGAUACUUUGUAUGGUAAUGAUGAAAAUUUUAUUAAUGAAAUACAUCAACGGUUGAGUCGCCUUUGCGAACAGAUCAUUCAGAUUCUGAAAGAUAUGGGCAACACGAAUCCAAAGCGUCAGUCGUCAUUGGCUCUCGAGUUUUUCAAUCGUUUCAUUGCGCAUACUGACUUGAGUCAGCCGAAAUGCUUAAAAUUUGUUGUUAAUCUUUGGAAUUUAAUUCAGAAAAAUGCCAGCCCUGAUACACAAAAGACUGCCAAGCGAAUGUUGAUUGCUAUUGAGAUAAAUUCGAAUUCUGAUCAGUCCUUUAAACACUUACUCGAACUUUUAUCCGGCACGAUGAAUGAAACCAGUCGAGUAUCAUCUCGCUCGUCGUCAACAUCCAAUUCGAUACAAUCAUUCAAUACUGGUGAUUAA